Prunus armeniaca (apricot) is the source of this 159-nucleotide messenger RNA. Lineage: Eukaryota; Viridiplantae; Streptophyta; Magnoliopsida; Rosales; Rosaceae. The record is from the annotation of a GenBank genome assembly.
AUGAAGGGGUUGUUGAGGCCACAACAUAAUAUGGGUUUUGAGUUCGAGGAAGAAAAUGGUAAAGUAGGAAAGAAAGAGAGAGAAAGGGAUAUUGAGAUAAUGAGGUGUUUCCGGUGGCAAGGAGGAGAGGGGUUGCCGCCGGCGAGAUGGGGUGGCUGA